Messenger RNA from Diorhabda carinulata, 2599 nucleotides. It is a transcript of the gene qua, whose product is annotated as villin-like protein quail. The transcript is spliced from 13 exons. NCBI's taxonomy places the organism in Eukaryota, Metazoa, Arthropoda, Insecta, Coleoptera, Chrysomelidae. Gene Ontology annotation, molecular function: actin filament binding. The record is from RefSeq and is a predicted model, not a curated record. Gene Ontology annotation, biological process: cytoskeleton organization. The coding region runs from base 30 to 2507 and encodes 825 amino acids.
GAACUGUGUUUCAUCAUAUUUGGUGCGUGAUGACGAAGGAAUUACCAAAAACUAAUCACGACGAUACUUCGAACCGCGACUUCGAUAGUGUCGAUACAGCGUUUAGAAAAAUCAAUAAGAACGCUACGAAUUUUUUAAUAUGGAAAAUAGAGAAUAUGAACGUCGCCGCAUUGCCAAAGGAUCAAUAUGGGAUUUUUCACUCAACAGAUUCUUACAUAAUUUACGCGUGUUCUUUAAAAGAUCAACCGUGCGGAUCGGAUACAGUGACCAGAGCAACGAAGGGCUGUUUAGAACGGCACAUACACUUUUGGCUGGGAUCGGAAACUCACCCGGACAAAUCGGGAAUCGCCGCUUACAAAACGGUCGAAUUGGAUAAUUUUUUGAAUAACCAUGCCACCCAACACAGGGAAACCGAAGGUUUCGAAACCUCAAGAUUUUUAAGUUAUUUCCAAAAAGGAAUCAAGAUUUUAAACCCAGAAUCGAUCGACGAUUAUCCAUUAUCCAAAUUAUAUAAAUUACGAGGUAAAAUAAUCAAAGAAAUGCCUCGAAUAUCGUGGGAAUUCUUCACUAGUUCCGAUAUUUAUUUAAUAAAAACCCCCGAUAUUAUAUUUAUAUGGUUGGGAAGGGCUUCCGACACGGUCGACAAAGUACACGCAGUCGCAGUGGCCGAAGACUUGACGGAAAAAUGUAAAACAACUUCUUUGGUGUUCGUCGACGACGGUUACGAAAAAACAUUGAAAAACCACGUCAAAAUGGAAUUCGACAAAUAUUUACCUUUAGAAAAAAGGUCGGUCCUACCCGAAAAUCGAGAAAUUCGCCGAAAAAAUCCACCCGCCAUCAAAUUAUACAAGUGCGUCGAAACUAACGCCAAAUACAGGGUGUCCGAAAUAAAAAUCGGUCCGAUAAAUCAACAAGAUUUGGAUUGUAACGACGUUUAUAUCCUGGAUCAGGAUUCGCGAGGCGUUUGGGUGUGGGUGGGUAGACUAGCGAACGAUAAAGAAAGAAGAGAAGCGUUGCGGAACGCGCGCGGAUUUGUAAAAAAGAAGAAGUACCCCGCGUGUACGCGAAUAACGAGAGUUGUCGACGGUCACGAACCGCAAGAAUUCAAAACGAUUUUUUCCCGUUGGAAAACCGAAAAUACAGUUGCGAAACCUUCGGUUUCGAAAUACGACGCAGUCGCGAUGGAAAAUCGACCGAAUAUGGCGGCCGAAACUCAAUUGAUAGAUGACGGUACGGGAAGUUUAACAAUAUGGCGGGUAAAUCGAAACGAAAUCAUCGAAAUACCCAAAGAGAAACACGGAAAUUUCUUCUCGGGGGAUUGUUACGUCGUUUUAUAUACUUAUCGAAUUAAUACCGAGCGAAAACAUCUUUUAUAUUGUUGGUUGGGAGCUCAAGCUGUACAAGAGGAAAUCGAUAAUGCGACGGCGAAAUUAACGGAAAUCGACGAAGAUCUCGGUCGAAUCGGUUUUCGAGCUAGAUUGAUCCAAGGGAGGGAAACUUCGCAUUUUUUACAAAUUUUCAAAGGGAAAUUGACGAUUUUCAAAGGAAGAGGAAUUGAUUUUGACGAAUCCGGUAGAAAUUUGAAGCAGCCUUCGCAGUACCUUCUCCAAGUUUACGGUUCGUCGACUUACAGUUGCAAAGCCGUCCAAGUGAGCGUCAAAGCGUCGACGUUCAAUUCGAAUUUUUGCUUUGUUUUGAAAAGAUCCAAAAAAACUUUCGUUUGGUCGGGCGGUUAUUCGACGGGCGAUCAACGGGAGAUGGCGAAAGGAUUCGCGGGGCCCGAUUUCGAACUGAUUUUGGAAGGAAAGGAACGCGAAGAUUUUUUUAAUCUGUUGGGGGGGAAAGUCCCCUAUUCCACUCAAAUUUCGAAAUUGGAUUUCGAUCCUAAACCGGCUAGAUUGUUCAGGUGUUCGUAUUCGAAUGGGGAAUUCAGAGCUGAAGAAAUCGUUUUUUUCAAACAAAGAGAUUUGGUGCCCGAACACGUUAUGUUUUUGGAUACGGACGCGUCCAUUUAUAUAUGGAUAGGAAAACUUAGUAGUAGAGAAGAAAGGAGGUUGUGCGCCGAAUGGGCUAUCGAAUAUUUGCAAUCAGAUCCCGCCGGUAGAGAUCUGAACAUAUCGAUGAUACAGAUCAAACAAGAACAAGAACCGCCGACUUUCAUCGGUUUCUUUCCUAUUUGGGAUAAAAAUCAUUGGACCAAUUACAAAACAUUUUCGAAAAUCAGACAAGACAUCGAAAUGAAAUCACCGAAUCGAGAAGGAAACGCCCCCGCCAACGGAUCCACGAACAAUGAAGGAGAAAGCGAAUUCGAUCGUUACGAGAAAUAUCCUUUGAAUAUCCUGAAGGAACCCAACGACAAAUUACCUCCCAGAAUCGAUCCUCUCAAUAAAGAAUUGCAUCUAACUCACGAUGAUUUCGUUUCGAUAUUCCAUAUGUCUUAUAAAGAUUUCGAAAAAUUACCGAGAUGGAAACAACAAGAAAUGAAAAAGAAAGCAGCUUUAUUCUAAUUAUUUAAAUAUUUAUUUAUCGUCAAUUUGUUAUCGUCACUUUAUAAUUAUUCUAACAAUUUACACAUUCAAAUAUAUUAUUUAAACUGUAA